AUGGGAUUUGGAGUUGGUGGUGUGGCUAGUAGAAUGUUGGAUUUAAGGAUGGUCCAAAACCACAAGCGUUCAAAGAGUGCCAGCUUUCCAGAAAUGAAAAGAGCUGAGGAAGAUAAAACCUCAAAUAGUAGUUCUCUUGAAGCCUCUCAACGCAUCAAGCUGGACAUGGGUCGUCCAAAUGAAUCAACCAGAACCAAGCAUAAGCAAGUUCCUUCGAUCACCGAAACUUCAUUGAAGCAAGAGAUUAAUCAGCUCGAGACUAGUUUAGAAGAUCAGUUUAAGGUUCGUUGUGCCUUAGAGAAGGCGUUAGGUUAUCGAACAGCAUCUGCUUACUUAUUGAGUGAAACCAGCGACAUUCCCAUGCCUAAGCCAGCUACUGAUUUGAUCAAAGACAUUGCGGUUCUGGAGAUGGAAGUUAUACAUUUGGAACAGUAUCUUCUUUCAUUAUAUAGAAAAGCUUUUGAGCAGCAAGUCACUUCUGUAUCUCCAAAUUCAGUGAACAAGAAGAAGCCAAAAUCUCCUCCUGAAGCAACCCCUAGAAGGCGUCUAGACUUUUCUGAAGAUGAUGACACGCCAUCGAAAACAGAUCUGCCUACUAAUCCUCUGCUUGAUGAUAAUCAACAUCAACCAAAGGAAACCGAGAUUCCUGCGGGAGGCCGAGACCAAAUGGACCCUAGUUUUCAUCGUAGCCGCUCUCAGCGUUCAGCAUUUGAAAGUAGAAGAACUUCUCCAGAAGAUUCUUGGAGUAAAGCCAUCCGCUCUUGUCACUCCCAACCGCUGUAUGUGCAGAAUGGAGAAAAUCUAAUCAGUCUGGCUGAACAUCUUGGCACCCGAAUCUCGGAUCAUGUUCCAGAGACACCCAACAAGUUAUCUGAAGGAAUGGUUCAGUGUAUGUCAGAAAUAUACUGCAAGCUUGCAGAGCCACCUUCUGUACUACAACACAGCCUUUCAUCUCCAAACUCAUCUUUAUCAUCGAGUGCAUUUUCGCCCUCUGACCAAUACGAUACAUCGAGCCCUGGAUUCGGAAACGACUCUUCUUUCGAUGUACGGCUAGAUAACUCUUUCCAUGUAGAAGGACAAAAGGACUUCAGUGGACCUUACAGCACCGUGGUUGAAGUGCUUUGCAUUUACAGAGACGCCAAAAAGGCCACUGAGGUCGAAGAUCUUCUGCAAAACUUCAAGUCACUCAUCAGUAGAUUGGAGGAAGUCAAUCCAAGGAAAUUGAAACAUGAAGAGAAGCUAGCUUUCUGGAUAAAUGUUCACAAUGCACUUGUGAUGCAUGCUUUUUUAGCUUAUGGGAUUCCACAGAACAAUGUGAAGAGAGUCCUACUGCUGCUCAAGGCUGCAUAUAACGUUGGUGGACACACAGUUAGCGCCGAAGCGAUACAGAAUUCGAUUCUUGGAUGCAAAAUGUCUCAUCCUGGACAGUGGCUUAGACUACUAUUUGCUUCGAGGAAAUUCAAAGCCGGAGAUGAGAGAUUAGCUUACUCGAUCGAUCAUCCCGAACCUCUCCUACAUUUUGCACUUACUUCAGGCAGCCACUCCGAUCCCCCGGUUCGUGUAUAUACACCGAAACGGAUCCAGCAAGAGCUCGAAACAUCGAAAGAAGAGUACAUAAGAAUGAACUUAAGCAUCCGCAAUCAGAAAAUCCUAUUGCCAAAGCUUGUGGAGACAUUUGCAAAAGACUCCGGUUUAUGUCAGGCGGGUUUGACGGAGAUGGUUAACCGGAGUAUACCGGAAUCUUCAAGAAAAUGUCUGAAGAGAUCUCAAUCUAGUAGUAAAUCACGCAAGCCAAUUGAUUGGAUCCCUCACAGCUUUACAUUUAGAUAUCUUAUUCUUAGAGAAGCUGCCAAAUGA
Messenger RNA from Arabis nemorensis, 1857 nucleotides. The record is from the annotation of a GenBank genome assembly. NCBI's taxonomy places the organism in Eukaryota, Viridiplantae, Streptophyta, Magnoliopsida, Brassicales, Brassicaceae.